Molecule: messenger RNA, 2765 nt
Organism: Carlito syrichta (Philippine tarsier)
Lineage: Eukaryota; Metazoa; Chordata; Mammalia; Primates; Tarsiidae
Product: zinc finger protein 679-like
Exons: 6
Coding region: 55-1650 (531 amino acids)
Biological process (GO): regulation of DNA-templated transcription
Source: RefSeq, a predicted model, not a curated record
UCCUGUUCUCUUUUGGAAUAUCUUGUCUCUCACCCUUGGACCUGAGAAGAAAUAAUGGAGGCCAAGGUGUUUCUACUGCAGCCUCUGUCCCCCUGGAUGUGCAAGUACUGGGAGACUCCUAGAGAGAAUGCCAGGACUCCCCAAAGGCUGGGCAUGUUGCAGGGUGGUGCUGGACUGGCCUCUGGGAGCCCAGGCAUCCUGUCCCAUCCCUGUGGUGACUGGGCCCCAUUGGAGCCUUCUCUGGACCGCUCUGCGCCCCCAGCCCCGCACCGCCCGGAUUUCGUGGGGCCAGCUGAAUGGCCGUCAGAGGAAGAUCCAAACUCGGCACACAAGGAACUGCUGACAUUCAGGGAUGUGGCCGUAGAAUUCUCUCUGGAAGAGUGGGAAUGCCUGGACCCCACGCAGAAGUGUUUGUACAGGGACGUGAUGUCAGAGAACUACAGAAACCUGGUCUCCCUGGGUCUUGCUGUCUUUAAGCCGGAUGUGAUCACCUCUCUGGAGCAAAUGAAAGCGCCCUGGAAUGUGAACAGACAGGACGUAGUAGCCAAAAACCCAGCUGUGUCUUUUUAUGUCACUCAAGACCUCAUACCAAAGCAAGGCUUAAAAGAUUCAUUUCAAGAAGUGGUACUGAGAAAAUAUGGAGGCUUUGGCUUUGAUAAUUUACAUUCAAGCAAAGACUGGAAAAGUGUGAGUGAGCAUAAGGGACAGAAAGAAGGUUUUCAAGGACUUAACCAAUAUUCAUCAACUAUUCAUAACAAAAUCUCACGAUUUAAUAAAUUUGUCAAAUCUUUUGACCAUUGCUCAAUCCUUAUUGUAAAUAAGAAAAUUCAUAAUGAAGAGAAAUCCUACAAUUGGGAAGAAUGUGGGAAAUCUUUGGACCAGUUCUCAGGCCUUAAUAAAUAUAAGAAAAUCCAUGCUGAACACGAACCAUACAUAUGUGAAGAAUGCGGGAAAUCUUUUAACCAGUGGUCUAAACUUACUCAACAUAAGAAAAUUCAUACUGGGGAGAGACCAUUCAAAUGUGAAUACUGUGGCAAAGCCUUUAAAUGGUCCUCAACUUUAAUUACCCAUAAGAGAAUUCAUACUGGAGAGAAACCCUACAGUUGUGAAGAAUGUGGAAAAUCUUUUAACCAGUGCUCAAGCCUUAUUCAACAUAAGAGAAUUCAUACUGGAGAGAAACCCUACAAAUGUGAUGAAUGUGGCAAGGCUUUUAAACAGUCCUCAACCCUAAUUCAACAUAAGAGGAUUCAUACUGAAGAGAAACCGUACAAUUGUGAAGAAUGUGGAAAAUCUUUUAAUCAGUGCUCAAGCCUUACACAACAUAAGAUAAUUCAUACCGGAGAGAAACGCUACCAAUGUGAAGAAUGUGGCAACACCUUUAAAUUGUCCUCAACCUUAAUUAAACAUAAGAGAAUUCAUACGGGAGAGAAACCCUACAACUGUGAAGAAUGUGGCAGAGCCUUUAAACAGUCCUCAAACUUAAUUAAGCAUAAGAGAAUUCAUACUGAAGAGAAAACCUACAAUUGUGAAAGUGUGGAAAAUCUGUUUACCAGUGUUCAAGCCUUACUCAACAUAAGAGAAUUUAUACUGGAGGCUAAGCCUUCAAAUGUAAAGAAUGUGGCAGAGCCUUUAAAUGGUCCUCAACCUUAAUUGAACCCAUACUGGAGUUCAGUUGAACCUUAAUUUUCUCAUACUGGAGAAAAACCCUACAAUUAUGAAGAAUGGUGAGAAGUCUUUUAACUGAUACUCAACACAUGAGCAUUCACCUUGGAAAAAAAUUCUAGAAAUGUGAAAAAUGUUGCAAACCUUUUAAUAGGUAACUGCUCACAUCUUACUAACAUCAGAGAACUUAUGCUGGACUAAAGUAUUAUAAAGGUGAUGGUGAUGGCAAAAUUUUUCACACAGUAUAACCCUUAGGGUGCACAACAGUAUUUAUCCUUAUGAAAAAUAUUCCAAAUGCAAAAACUGGUGCAACCCUUGUUAUAUUAUACACUGGAGGCAAUACAGUGUUGCUCAAACUUGAUUUAACAUCAGAUAAUUUGCAUUGGAUAGAGAACCUACAAAUAUAAUGAAUGUGAAAACACAUUUAUCCAAGAAAUAUACUUGAGAAAACGCCAGAGAGUUUAUACUGAAUGGUACUUCGCAUUUGUUGUAAAUGUGCAAAAAUAUCUAAUAUAAAAUCAAGUCUAAAUAAACAUGAGAAAGUCAUAGCAGAAAGUGCUAAGGCAUUAGCACUUUCAGACAUUACUCUAAAUCAGAGUAUUUAUUAUAGAGAAUAAUCCUAAAUUAUAUUGAUAACUUAUCUGUAUAUUGUUUUUAAAAAGCUGAAGAAUAAUUUCUGAAGAGUUAUAAUACAUUCAAAGUAUACCUUUGGGAUUGAAAGUACUUUAGAUUUUUUGGAAAGUAGAUGUUGUGUAAUUCAAUUUUGAAAUCACAUAAUUGUAUGCCUUCAUUCCUCAUGUUUUGCACAUGGUCAGUGGUUUAGCACAUCAUCUCUCUGAAAGGUUUUCCUUUUAUAGGUGGACAUCAUUUAUACACUUUUCUGUGGAAAGUUAAGGAUACUAAAAUGUAAGACUCAUCAACAAAAUCUAAGUGGAGAGGCUCUUUGUGUUUGUCUUAUGACAGUCUUGCAAGUAAUGUAUGAGGUAGAUGUCAGAGCUAAUAUUCUUCUGCAUAAUAGUAAGAAAAAAGUUGGAUUUUAGAAGAAAAUAUUUUUACUAUUUCCAUAUUGAGGUAAUAAAAUAUGGUGGAUUUUGAAAAAUGUU